Molecule: messenger RNA, 936 nt
Organism: Castor canadensis (American beaver)
Lineage: Eukaryota; Metazoa; Chordata; Mammalia; Rodentia; Castoridae
Product: olfactory receptor 1078-like
Biological process (GO): G protein-coupled receptor signaling pathway
Cellular component (GO): membrane
Molecular function (GO): olfactory receptor activity; G protein-coupled receptor activity
Source: RefSeq, a predicted model, not a curated record
AUGGACUCAGGCAACAAUACAAGAAUUUCAGAAUUUCUUCUUCUGGGAUUUUCAGAGGACCCUGAAUUGCAACCUGUUAUAUGUUGGCUUUUCCUCUCUAUGUACCUGGUCACUGUGCUUGGGAACCUGCUCAUCAUCCUGGCCAUCAUCUCAGACUCCCACCUGCACACGCCCAUGUACUUCUUUCUCUCCAACCUGUCUUUUGUGGACAUCUGCUUCACCUCCACCACUGUCCCCAAGAUGCUGGUGAAUAUCCAGACACACAGCAAGGCCAUUAGCUACACAGGCUGCAUCACCCAGAUGUACUUUUUCUUGAUAUUUGUAGAGUUGGACAACUUCCUCCUGGCUGUGAUGGCCUAUGACCGAUGUGUGGCCAUCUGUCACCCUCUGCACUACAUGGUUAUUAUGAACCCUCGGUUCUGUGGGUUGCUGGUUCUGGUGUCUUGGGUCAUGACUGUACUGCAUGCAUUGUUGCAAAGCUUAUUGGUGCUGCGCCUGUCCUUCUGUUCACAUGUAGAAAUUCCUCACUUUUUCUGUGAACUUAAUCAGAUGGUUCAACUCACCUGCUCAGAUAACCUUCUUAAUGACUUUGUGAUGUAUUUUGCACUUGUGUUAUUGGCUACUGUGCCUCUUGCUGGCAUCCUUUAUUCUUACUCCAGGAUAGUUUCCUCCAUACGCAAAAUCUCAUCAGUCCAAGGGAAAUACAAAGUGUUUUCUACCUGUGCAUCUCACCUUUCAGUUGUCUCAUUAUUUUAUUGCACAGGCCUCGGUGUCUACCUUAGUUCUGCUGCAACCCACAGCUCCCACUCCACUGCAACAGCCUCGGUGAUGUACACAGUGGCCACCCCAAUGCUGAAUCCCUUCAUCUACAGUCUGAGGAAUAAAGAUGUCAAGAGAGCACUGAAAAAGACUCUUGGGAUGGAAAGUAUGAAAUGA